GGUUUUAAAAAAACCCGUUGAAAAGUGAGGGAUGGAUCGGAGCCCAGAGACGGGCCGCUUUCAACGACCCAGUUGUGCAGCUCACUGAACAAGAUGGCGUCUCUUGCUCGAACUGCUCUCCAAAGGAACAUCCAAUCUGUCAGACACUUCAGUGGCAGUCUUGCAAGGUGUCAACUGGAGCAGGCUCCUAUUAAAGUGUUUGGUGUGGAAGGCAGAUAUGCUCAUGCACUGUUUUCAGCAGCCAGCAGAAGUAAUGCACUGGAUAAGGUUGAAGGAGAAUUGAAACAAGUCCAGGAUAUGUUGAAUACAGAUGCUAAAUUAGCUGGUUAUUGUAACGACCCUACUGUAAAUAAACUGGAUAAAUUUGAUGUUAUUACCCAGGUUAUGAAAAGUCAAAAAUUUUCAGACUUAACCGUGAAUUUCAUGGGUGUAUUGGCCGAGGGCAAUCGCUUAAAAAGAGCCCAGGGUAUUAUUGGUGCUUAUGAAAAGAUUAUGAGAGCUCGUCGCGGUGAAGUAGACUGUACAGUAACAACAGCUAAACCGAUAGACGCGACAACAAUGAAAAGUUUAACUAGCACUUUACAGAAGUUCAUUAAACCAAACGAAACGUUAAAAAUUGAAACCGAUACGGAUGAUGCACUGAUCGGUGGAAUGGUAAUCAACCUAGGCGAUUAUUUUAUUGAUAUGUCGACUUCUACCAAGAUAAAAAAGAUGUCUCAAGCAUUGAAAGGCGAAUAAUUCGUUUAAUCUAGUUUUGUAUAAAUAUGUUGGUUUCAGUCCAAGAAUAAAAUGUUAAAAGUUUAAAAAAUGUACGCAAA
Messenger RNA from Hydractinia symbiolongicarpus, 818 nucleotides. RefSeq names its product ATP synthase subunit O, mitochondrial-like. Gene Ontology annotation, biological process: proton motive force-driven mitochondrial ATP synthesis. The coding region runs from base 94 to 738 and encodes 214 amino acids. Gene Ontology annotation, cellular component: membrane. Gene Ontology annotation, molecular function: proton-transporting ATP synthase activity, rotational mechanism. The transcript is spliced from 8 exons. The record is from RefSeq and is a predicted model, not a curated record. Lineage: Eukaryota; Metazoa; Cnidaria; Hydrozoa; Anthoathecata; Hydractiniidae.